Messenger RNA from Hirsutella rhossiliensis, 2403 nucleotides. RefSeq names its product OPT oligopeptide transporter protein. Gene Ontology annotation, biological process: transmembrane transport. The record is from RefSeq and is a predicted model, not a curated record. NCBI's taxonomy places the organism in Eukaryota, Fungi, Ascomycota, Sordariomycetes, Hypocreales, Ophiocordycipitaceae. The transcript is spliced from 4 exons. Gene Ontology annotation, molecular function: oligopeptide transmembrane transporter activity. The coding region runs from base 1 to 2403 and encodes 800 amino acids.
AUGGGCAUCAAGGAGCGCUUCGGCGUCAAGGCGCGCGAGACGCCCGCCGACAGCGCCGACUCGACGGGCGCCGAGAUUCUCCCCGUCAUGUCGGCUGACCACAACCCGGACCGCGAGCUGCGCCGCUUCAGGAAGCAGCACAAGUGGGAUCCCUUUCUCGACAACGACAAGCUCGACAACAUCGACGAUGCCCUCGCCUCGGGCAACGCCGAAAAGGAGGCCGCCAUUGACGAGUCGCUCAUCCAGGAGGACUCGCCCUACCCCGAAGUCCGCUCCUCGGUCCCGCCUCACGACCUCGACCUCCCCGUCAACACCAUCCGCGCCUGGACCAUUGGCGUCAUUCUCUGCACCAUCAUCGCCGCCUGCAACGUCCUUCUCAAUCUCCGACGCACCCCCAUCUCCAUCACCUCGACCGUCGUCCAGCUCAUUGCUUACCCAUUGGGUGUCGGUUGGGCCAAGGCCAUGCCGCACAAGACCUUCACCCUCUUCGGCCACACCCUAGAGCUGAACCCCGGCCCCUUCAACGUCAAGGAGCACACCAUCAUCACCAUGAUGACGGCCGCCGGCUCCACCAUCAGCUACUCCAUCGACAUUCUGCUCGCCCAGGAAAUCUUCUACCAGCAGCACUUCAAAUGGGGAUUCCAAAUCCUCCUCAUGCUGUCCACCCAGGCCAUGGGCUUCGGUGUCGCUGGCGUCGCCCGCCGCUUCCUCGUCUGGCCCUCGUCCAUGGUCUGGCCCGCCACCCUCAUCACCUGCUCCGUCAUGUAUUCGCUGCACGACCACCGGCCCUCGGAUCCCUCUCAGACCAAUGGCUGGCGCAUUGGCCGCUACAAGUUCUUCCUCCUCGUCGCCCUCUGCACCUUUGGCUGGGAGUGGUUCCCCCUCGUCAUCGCCCCCUUCUUGUCCCUCUUCAUGUUCGCCACCUGGAUCGCCCCCACAAACGUCGUCGUCAACCAGCUCUUUGGCGGCCAGACCGGCCUCGGCCUCUUGCCCAUCUCGUUUGACUGGGCCGUCGUCACCGCAUUUUUGCUCUCACCUCUCCAGACGCCCGCCUUUGCCAUCUUCAACGUCCUCGCCGGCAUGAUCCUGACGACAGUUGGUGCCAUUGGCCUUGCUUGGGCCGGCCCCGAGUACUACCGCUACCUCCCCCUCAGCGCCAACCAGAACUUUGACCGCUUCGCUGAGCCCUACAACACCAGCCGUAUCCUCACCCCCGACUUCACUGUCAACGAGACGGCCUACCGGGCCUAUUCGCCCAUCCUGCUCGGUCCCACCUUUUCCCUCUCGUACGGCCUGUCCUUUGCCACGCUCAUCUCCACAAUCACCCACGUCUUCCUCUUCUACGGCUCCGACGUCUGGAACCGCGCCCGGGACGCCAAGUACGAGGAGCCCGAUGUCCACCUCAAGCUCAUGCGCAAGUACAAGGAGGCACCCGAGUGGUGGUUUCUGGCCAUCUUCGCCGUCAGCUUUGCCUUUGGCAUGAUUGCCAGCCAGCUCUGGAAGACGCACCUGCCGUGGUGGGCUUACAUCAUUUGCAUCCUCAUUGGCGUCGUCCUCUUCAUCCCCAUCGGCAUGGUCCAGGCCAUCACCAACCAGCAGACGGGCCUUAACGUCAUCACCGAGAUGAUUGUCGGCUACAUGAUGCCCGGCCGCCCCGUCGCCAUGAUGCUCUUCAAGUCCUGGGGCUACAUGCUGUCGUACAACGGCCUGACAUACAUCUCCGACAUGAAGGUGGGCCACUACAUGAAGAUCCCCCCCCGCAGCAUGUUCGCCGCCCAGGCCUUCGCCGUCAUCUGGCUCUCCUUUGUCCAGAUCUCCACCUACAACUUCCUCCGCGGCAACAUUGAGGGCAUCUGCACCAAGGAUCAGGCCCAGGGCUUGACGUGCCCCAACGCCAAGACGUUUUACAACGCCAGCGUCAUCUGGGGCGUCAUCGGCCCCGCAAAGGUCUUUGGCGUAGGAGGCCUCUACUCUUGGAUCAACUGGUUCUGGCUCAUUGGCUUUGGCUGCCCCGUCAUCCAGUACUUUGCCGCUCGGCGCUGGCCCCGGUCGUGGGUUCGGUACAUUGUCACGCCGGCCCUGUUUGGCGCCGCCAGCAUGAUGCCUCCAGCCACGCUCUUCUACCUGUUCCAGUGGGUCAUUGUCGGACUCAUCUUCAACUACUUUAUCCGCAGGCGCUUCUUGGGCUGGUGGUCUCGCUACAAUUACCCCCUCUCGGGAGCCCUCGACAUCGGGACGGCUCUGUGCACCGUCUUGUCUGGGCUCGGACUCGGUCUCAGCGAGACCAAGUUCCCAGCGUGGUGGGGCGUGUCGGUGGUGACCAACACGUUGGAUGCCAACGCCACGGCCGUCACCAAGACGUUUAUCAAGGGCCAGGCGCCCAUUGGGCCUGCAAGCUGGUAG